ACCAUUUAUUUGGAUGCCACUCAUAAUAUUAGUACUUCACUAAAUUUUCGAGUUGUAGAAAAUUGUUGGUUAAAAAUAAAUUUAAAGUUCGCUUUGAUCGGGAUUAGAGUGAUACGAACGGGAUGAGCUACAAGAACCUCCUGCGGCACCAGAACGUGGUGGACGACUGCCAGCGGGUGAGCUGCAAUCGCGGCUCGGUGCCAAAUGUCUCCGGACGCUGUGUGAUCAGUCGGAACAUUGUGCUCGGCUGCCGGAUGGAGGCCUGCGACCCGGACCUGCCCUACAUGCUGGAGCCCACGUGGAGUGUCUACCUGCGGGCGGGCCGAGAAAGCCGCGAUCAUCAGGACGGCCACUCUGUGCACGAUGGUGACCUCUCCCGGUUCGUCCGACAGGUCACCUUCAAGAUGUCCCCCCGUCUGCCGCUGCGACUCCACGUGGCGGACAGCGCACCGUUCGAGAUCAACGAGGUGCUGGGCAGCGACUUUCCCGUGGAGGUGCAGGUACAGUAUGUGGACGCUCAGAUGUCGGCCACCUCGUAUGUCUUCCGACCCCGGGUCGUGCGCGAGGGUCACUCCGGGGUCAGCGAGGAGAUGUGCGAAAAGAUGAUCUUCGUGAAUCCCACACCCGCCAUGAGAUUGAGUCUCCAGCCCGUUCAAGUGCCCAGUGGUGCAGUUGAUUUGCCCAGGGCAAGGCGAUCCACCGAGUCGGAGCUGGAGCUCCACGAUCCAGAGAGAGAGGGGAGGGGUGACCGGAAGCAAGGAAAACAGGAGCAGAAGCCACCUUCGCCGACGACGACGAUCGUCAAAAAGCAGAAGCGCCUAAAUGUGGGCGGACCCUAUACCAUAAGCCCCCAGUAAGAUGGUUGUCCAAAGCACCCCGAAGAACGCGGCAGCCCCUUCCAUCGCCAAGUUUGGGUCCGCCCCUUUUGUGUGUAUGCCUCGUUUGGGGGUGGUUCGCUGCGUAGCAUCCUUGGCCCCGCC
This is a messenger RNA of Drosophila elegans, 980 nucleotides long. RefSeq lists its product as uncharacterized. NCBI's taxonomy places the organism in Eukaryota, Metazoa, Arthropoda, Insecta, Diptera, Drosophilidae. The transcript has 3 exons. The record is from RefSeq and is a predicted model, not a curated record. Gene Ontology annotation, biological process: regulation of DNA-templated transcription. Bases 123 to 857 code for a protein of 244 amino acids.